AUGGAACUUCCUGAAUGGGCUGAAGCUGCAAGGUUGGUUUUCACGCAUGGAUCCUUGCCUAGACUUACGCAGGUCAGCUCUGAGCUAGCUGAUGCUGCGAAAGAGGCGAUUUGGUUGAUGCUCGUUUCAGUUACUGAAAUCAUUGUCCAGGCAGUACGUAUAAUAGAGUAA
This is a messenger RNA of Prunus armeniaca (apricot), 171 nucleotides long. The record is from the annotation of a GenBank genome assembly. NCBI's taxonomy places the organism in Eukaryota, Viridiplantae, Streptophyta, Magnoliopsida, Rosales, Rosaceae.